This is a messenger RNA of Cordyceps fumosorosea ARSEF 2679, 549 nucleotides long. RefSeq names its product Wilm's tumor protein. The transcript has a single exon. The coding region runs from base 1 to 549 and encodes 182 amino acids. Lineage: Eukaryota; Fungi; Ascomycota; Sordariomycetes; Hypocreales; Cordycipitaceae. The record is from RefSeq and is a predicted model, not a curated record.
AUGACACAAGAUUCCCGUGACCCGUCGUCCAACCUACAAACCUUGGUCAGUGACGCCUUACCACCCGACCGGCCCAGCGCCGACAAACGCAGCAGCAGUGGCAGCACGCAGUCAUCCGUCGUCCGGACGUGGUGCAGCUCCUACCAAGAUGAGUCGGCCAAUGCCGACCCGUCGCCUCCGCCUCGUCCUCCUUUACCGCCUCCGCCGUACGCCUCACAUAGUCGACCUCCUUCAUACGUCCCCCGUGCGCCGGCACCGCAGCCGCCGGCACCCGCUGUUGAGACCCCCGCGCCUCACAGCCCAACGUGGGAGCAGCUGCUCGGCGAGCUCCCCGGCAGCGAGCCCGAAGAGCUGCUCUGCGUAUGCAGACACUGCCGCGGUCCGCCUUCCAUCACCUCUUCCCUCUAUGUAGAGCUGGAGAGAGUUCGCACUAUGCGGUUCUCGGACUGGAAUGGCUGGCGUCAAGCCGAUCCAUUGUCGGUGCCCCGGAGCAGGCGGCGGCGGCUGGCAAGGCAGCUUAGGAGACUAUUUGAAUUUCCCAACCGCUAG